Dermacentor andersoni is the source of this 765-nucleotide messenger RNA. RefSeq lists its product as uncharacterized. NCBI's taxonomy places the organism in Eukaryota, Metazoa, Arthropoda, Arachnida, Ixodida, Ixodidae. The record is from RefSeq and is a predicted model, not a curated record.
UCAUUAAUAAAGUUUCUUCUUCUUCUUCCUUGGUCCAUCACCUGCAGUGGUGGCACGUGCCAUGCUUCUCGAAGACAUACAAGCAGAAGCAGAAGAAGAAUAGCACCAUCGGAGAAGGACAACACACGACAAGAAGGAAAUCCACUCCAAUCCGAUAAUGCCUGCUUUCGUCAUGAACUCUAGGAACUGUGCCAGGGGUCUGGCCCUCGCUUUCACGGUGGUGAUGGUUCUGGCCCUGGGGAUACAGAUGCUCUUCAUGUACAUGAUCGCGAUUCUGAGGGACGCAAAUACACGCCCGUCUAUCUGGAUCUCCUGGGGCAUCAGCUCUUUUCUGAUGGCGGCUAACAUCGGGUUCAUCAUCACUUGGAUGGUCGCCGCAGCCACGGACAACCUGCGAUGGAUGACGAUAGGCCUGACGGGCACGUCGGUGCGCCUCGUGGGCACGGUCAUCUACAUUUUCCUCAGCGAAGUGAAGGCCAAGCUAUCGAAGUGGACCGAUUCUGAAAAGGCCGGCGACAUUAUGCGUAGAGAGACUCUGUUUGAAGAUGUAUGGCUGUUUCCUACUGGGUUCAUGUUGGCGAUAGAGGUGAGUCCUUUGUUUCAGCUGUUCUCUUCCUUUGCUUUCUUUUUCGUGCUGAUAAAAAGAACAAUCGCUCUCCUUCGACUCCACCAAUUCGUCCGCUUCUCGAAGCACAGACGAUAGUAGAAAUUCACCGCGCUGACUUGUGUUCGCCUGCAGCGGUAAUUCGAGUGCACGCAGAUACA